AUGAGUGAUUUACUAGAAGAGAGGUUGCGUGCGAACUCGUCGGCUUUUGAUGGGCUGAUGGCGUUGAUUCCUGCGAAGUACUAUUACGAUGAGAAGACGCAGGACCAAUGGAAGAUGAAGAAGAAGGAUAAGUCGCAAGUCCGCGAUGACAAGUUGAAGAAGCUGGACCCCGAACAGCAGGGGGAUGAGGUCUCGAGCGCUUUGGAUGUGAUGAAGAAGCGGGAGCAGAAUGCUGUUCCUGUAGAGCUUCCUGGUGCGAAGCUGAAUAAGCUGAAUAAGAAACCGGUAGCGGAUGUAGAUGGCAAACACAAGGCCUUAGGAGGCGAGGUGGUAGAAGAAGCUGAAGACGAUGAUGAGGAUGAAGAAGAUGAGGACAUAAAGGUUAUAUUUGAUGAUGAAGGUAAUGAGAUCAAACUGGGCGACAAGCAACGUGAACAACGUGAUGAGCCAGCGGACGCUGAAGAAGGAGAAGAUGAUAAUGACGAAGUAAAUGGAGAAAAGUCAACUAAAGAAGUUACUAAGAAAUCAAAUGAGAAGGCUAAAAAACUGAAAAAUGUUGAGGAGCUAAGAUCCAAGCUUCAACAGAAGAUACAAGCUUUAAAGGAGAAACGUAAAGCUCCAGGUACCAAUGUUCAAGGUGCUGCUAGUUCUAGAGAAGCCAUCCUUGAGCAAAGGAGGAAAAGAGAAGAAGCCAGAAAGAAGAGGAAACUUGAGCAUGCAAAUGGUGGUGACAGUGAUGACGACGAUGACGACGACGACGAAGACCACUCAAGUGAAUCGGAAAACGAGGAUGACUUGGAAGAAAAUCCAAAGAAGAAGCAAAAGAAGAAUGGUGUCUCCGCCAAGGAUGUCAUGUUCCAAAAUAUUAUCUUUGAUGAUGGUGAUAGAACGACCUCUGAUUUGCAAAGGCUCAGGAAACAGCCAAACGGUAAAAAGAAGGGACCCGCAAAGAACGACAUUAAAGCCCAUUUAAAACUACUGGAAACUAAACAGAACAAAAUUCAAAACAAAGAUGAACUAGAGCAAAUCAAACUAAAAGAAAAGGAAAAAUGGCAAAAAGCUAUGCUUCAAGCGGAAGGUAUAAGACUAAAAGACGACGAGAAACUUCUUAAGAAAGCACUUAAAAGGAAGGAGGCCAAGAAAAGAAAAUCUGCUCUAGAAUGGCAAGAAAGAAAGAGAACGGUUGCAACUAAUAUAGCAGAAAAGCAAAAGAGAAGAGAGGAAAACUUGCAGAUAAGGAAGCAAAACAAGGGUCAGAAGAAAAAUAAGCAGCAGAAAAUGAAGAGGAAAUUCACAGGUUCUAUUGUUCCUAAAAAGAGAGCUGGUUUUGAAGGUCGUCUAAAAUCUGGCAAAAAGAAAUAG
Messenger RNA from Nakaseomyces glabratus, 1362 nucleotides. It is a transcript of the gene RRP14, whose product is annotated as ribosome biosynthesis protein RRP14. Gene Ontology annotation, molecular function: DNA binding; RNA binding. Gene Ontology annotation, cellular component: nucleolus. Gene Ontology annotation, biological process: ribosomal small subunit biogenesis; ribosomal large subunit biogenesis. The record is from RefSeq and is a predicted model, not a curated record. Lineage: Eukaryota; Fungi; Ascomycota; Saccharomycetes; Saccharomycetales; Saccharomycetaceae.